AUGGGCCAAACUAAGAUAAGUCUUAAGGAAUUAGCCAGCGUCAAAAGAAAAUUCACUGAACCUAUAGAUGAUUAUCUAAAUAGGUUCCGUUUGUUAAAAUCUAGAUGCUUUACAAUAGUGCCUGAACACGAGUUGGUCGAAAUGGCCACUGGAGAUAGGGUUCGACAGGUCGAACGCUUAAAAUCUGAAAAGGCCAGAGCGAAUAAGAAUUAUAAGAAAGAAAGGGUUGCUUAUGUCGAAUUCGAAGACGGAGAGUCUGAAAUUGUUGAAGACCCUUAUGGUCUUGAGGAAUUCGAAGUAGAUUUGGCAGAAUUAAAAGAAGCACCACCCUAUGCCUGCAAAUUACUUACACCUUCGAAUGGCAGAAACCCUGUUGAAACUGAAAAGAAUGAUAGAUUUCCCAAAAAGACUUACACAUUUGAUGUUACCAAAUGUGACGAGAUCUUCGAUUUAUUAGUAAAAGAGGGCCAAAUGAUAGUUCCUCCUAAUACCAAAAUUCCUCCGUUAGAACAACGAAAGAAAAGAGGCUUCUAUAAAUAUCACAAUUUUUCAGGCCAUAAAACUUCACAAUGCUUUCUUUUCAGGGAUCUUAUUCAGAAUGCAAUCAUGGAUGGUCGCCUCAAGUUCGCUGGCAAAGGGAAAAACCAGAUGAAAGUUGAUAUUGAUCCCCUCAACAUUACUGAGACAAACUAUGCUUAA
This is a messenger RNA of Lathyrus oleraceus (garden pea), 699 nucleotides long. RefSeq lists its product as uncharacterized. The coding region runs from base 1 to 699 and encodes 232 amino acids. Lineage: Eukaryota; Viridiplantae; Streptophyta; Magnoliopsida; Fabales; Fabaceae. The transcript has 2 exons. The record is from RefSeq and is a predicted model, not a curated record.